Nyctereutes procyonoides (raccoon dog) is the source of this 2620-nucleotide messenger RNA. It is a transcript of the gene IRF7, whose product is annotated as interferon regulatory factor 7. The coding region runs from base 332 to 2209 and encodes 625 amino acids. The record is from RefSeq and is a predicted model, not a curated record. The transcript is spliced from 7 exons. Gene Ontology annotation, biological process: immune system process; regulation of transcription by RNA polymerase II. NCBI's taxonomy places the organism in Eukaryota, Metazoa, Chordata, Mammalia, Carnivora, Canidae. Gene Ontology annotation, cellular component: nucleus. Gene Ontology annotation, molecular function: DNA-binding transcription factor activity, RNA polymerase II-specific; RNA polymerase II cis-regulatory region sequence-specific DNA binding; protein binding.
UCCACCACGCAGGUGCUCGGAGGCCCGGCGCGUGCAGCGCGGGAACAGCCCGGGCGGCGACGGGCCCGCGGAGCCGGGGCGGGCCCGAGGGCAGGGGUCGCAGCGCCGGGGCUCCGGGGCGCGAGCGCCGAGGCCUCCCCGCGGCUUAGGUUUCGCUUUCCCAGGCGCGCGCGGUUUCGCUUUCCCGUCCCCGGGCACGCCCGCGCCGGCGUCGGUGCCGCUGUGGUCCCCGCGGGCCCCGCCAGCGCCCUCCCGCCCGGGCCGCGCCGCCCGCACCUGUGACCGCCCGCGCCGCCCCAGCAGCCCGCCGCCCGCCGCCCGCGCCCAGGCUAUGGCCGUGCCCGCGGACAGGGGGGCCCCGCGCCCGCUCUUCGCAGACUGGCUCCUGGGGGAGGUGAGCAGCGGCCGCUACGAGGGCCUGCGGUGGCUGGACGCCGGCCGCACCCGCUUCCGCGUGCCCUGGAAGCACUUCGCGCGCAAGGACCUGGGGGAAGCCGACGCCCUCAUCUUCAAGGCCUGGGCGGUGGCCCGAGGCAGGUGGCCGCCAGGCGGCGGUGGCCGUGACCAGCUGGCCUGCGAGGCCGCGCUCCGCGCCGGCUGGAAAACCAACUUCCGCUGUGCCCUGCGCAGCACCCAGCGCUUCGUGAUGCUCCAAGACAACUCCGGGGACCCCACUGACCCACAUAAAGUGUAUGCACUGAGCCCGAGCCGGGGUGCAGAGGUGAGGAGCCCCACGGGAGGGCCGCGGUUGGGGAGCCAGGUGCUCAGGCCCGACACAGUGCAGCGAGGGUGCUGGGACCUCGCUCUGUACCGGAGCACAUCCCUGGGGCAGGCUCCGGCUUCUGAGACAGACGUGGGAGAGGCAGGUGCCAGGUGGUUGGGGACGGCGGGGAGAGCUGACUGGGCCUGCUGGGGUGGAUUAGUGGUGGGGCCACCCUGCUCUGAGGGCCUACCCAGGGACACACCGUGUCCACUCGAGUCUCACCCCAUUCUCCCUCAGGAGCUGCAGCGAUUAACCACGGGGAGAAGGCGGGUGAAGACGCCCCACCGCGGUGGGCUCCCUAGGCCAUGCCUGGGAGGAGAUGCUGGCCAGAGGCUGGGGCACAGGCUGAGCCCUGAGCCCUGUGCCCCAUGCGCCCCUUUGGGCCAAGCUGGCAAUGCCGAGGACCUCUUGCUCCAGGCCCUACAGCAGAGCUGCCUGGAGGACCAUUUGCUGGAAGCUGCAUGGGGGGUGGAUGCAAUCGCCCCAGGCGCUUCUGGCCCAGAGCUCCCUGACAUGGAGCCAUACCAGCCACAGGCAGCAGAGAUGGCCCCAAGCCCUGAGCCCCAGGUCCUGCACCAGGCCCGGAUGACAGGUGAGAGGAGCCCGUGGGAGUGUGAAGGACGGAGGGCUUGGGGGGCCAGGUGCCAGUCAAGCCCUCCUUUCCUUCCAGAUACAGGCCCAGCCUCGGAGCCGUGGCAGCCCCCCCAAGAGGUGGAGCCUUGCGCCCCAGUGGCGGGGGGGCAGGUCCUGGCCAGGCCCGGCUGCUCACAGCCAGGACUGCAGGCAGAGCUCAGGGCCCUGGAUGUGACCAUCAUGUACAAGGGCCGCACGGUGCUGCAGGAGGUGGUGUGGCAUCCAAGCUUUGUGCUCCUGUACGGGCCCCCCAGCCUGGCCACCAGGGCCACCGAGCCCCACUGCGUGGCCUUCCCAAGCCCGGCCAAGCUCGCGGACCAGAAGCAGCUUCACUACACAGAGAAGCUGCUGCAACACGUGGCCCCUGGCCUGCAGCUGGAGUUACGGGGGCCGGGGCUGUGGGCCCGGCGCCUGGGCAAAUGCAAGGUCUACUGGGAGGUGGGAGGGCCCCUGGGCUCAGCUAGCCCCUCCACAGCCCCCCGCCUGCUGCAGAGGAACCAGGACACCCCCAUCUUCGACUUCAGCAUGUUCUUCCGAGAGAUGGCCGAGUUCCGAGCUCGCCGGCGUCGGGGCUCCCCAUACUACACCAUCUACCUGGGCUUUGGGCAGGACCUGUCGGCUGGAAGGCCCAAGGAGAAGAGCCUGGUCCUGGUGAAGCUGGAGCCACGGCUGUGCCGGGCGCACCUGGAGUACGUGCAGCGAGAAGGGGUGUCCUCCCUGGACAGCAGCAGCCUCGGCCUCUGCCUGUCCAGCUCCAACAGCCUCUACGAGGACCUGGAACACUUCCUCAUGGAGGUAGAGCCGCCUGCCUGAGCGCCGGGCUGCUCUCCCAGCCAAUAAAAAGGACUUGAACCGAUGUGUGGUGUCCUGACCAGGGGCGGGUGCUCAGAGGGCAGCACAGACUGAGGCUCACCCUACUUCCCUGAGGCCUGGGGAGGGACGCCACCACGCUUGCACGCACUCCCACUCAGGCCUCCCGUGCAACCCGCUCUCCUCUAUCUUCACCAUGAAGAAACAGGCCACACGCUUUAGAGCCAACAAACUCUACUCAAAGAAUACAAAAACGCUCUGGGGACAGCAGGUGUUUGCUCCUGGCAGGUGUGCUGGGGGGUGGGCACCACGAGCGGCCGACCCAGCUGUGCGCAGGGCCCCGCCUUCCAAUCCAAGCACUGCGCUGCCUGCUGGGAGGCAGCAGGCACGAGCGUUCUUUACAGCACACGACAG